AUGAGUUCAGUUUCAGAGCCGUUGGUGAGGGGGGGCAGUGGCAGGUCGGCCCCAAAGAGACACAAGAGCGUCCGGAAGAAUUCUCGGAGACUCUACUCCUCGUACCAGGACCACCAGGGCUCUUCAGACGAUGAGGACAAAGAGGAUGAGCGCGUGGAGAGCGACGAUCCCGAGGAGAUGUUCCAGAACAUUCAACACCAAAAAGAAAUCAUUGCCAACAUCCGGACCCGCCCAUGGCCCAUGAGACGCAAACUCAAAGUGCUCAAACAGGCCAGAGAGAUCGUACUGAAGUAUGAAGGCAGACUGACCAGGACUAGAGGAUACCAGACCGCAGGAGCUGACCUUUUGAAGAAACUUUCCCGCCUGCUUUACAACAUUGUGGUCCUGUUCAUUCCGUGGGAGGUCAGGAUCAAGAAGAUUGAAAGUCACUUUGGGUCAGGUGUGGCCUCGUACUUCAUCUUCCUACGGUGGCUGUUUGGGAUCAACAUCGUACUGACUAUCAUGACUGGAGCAUUUAUUGUGUUACCAGAGCUUUUGGCCGGAGCUCCGUUUGGGACGACUCGGAGUAAAACUAUCCCCAAAGAGCAUCUGGCAUCAGCCCAGGACUUGGACACGAUCUGGUCGCUCGGGGGAUAUCUCCAAUACUCUGUGUUGUUCUAUGGAUACUACGGCAGUGUCAGAAAGAUCGGCAGUGCAGGAUACAGACUGCCUCUCGCCUACUUCCUGGUUGGAAUGGCUGUCUUUGCCUACAGCUUCAUCAUUUUGCUCAGAAAAAUGGCUAAAAACUCGCGUCUGAGUUUGGCGAGUGCGUCAGACGAGAACUUCACCUUCUGCUGGAGAGUGUUCUGUGCCUGGGACUAUCUGAUCGGGAACCCAGAGGCAGCGGAGAGCAAGGGGGCCGCCAUCGUCAACAACAUCAGGGAGGCUAUUUGUGAGGAGCAAGAGAAGAAGAAAGACACCAGCCUUGCCGUGUUGAUCAGCCUGAGGAUCUUAGCCAACAUCCUGGUUCUCUUGUCUCUUGCCGGUAGCAUUUACAUCAUUUAUUUUGUGGUAGACCGCUCGCAGAAACUGGAGCAGGAGAAGCCCGAGCUGACUCUGUGGGAGAAGAACGAGGUGAGUGUGGUCGUGUCCCUCAUCACCAUGAUUGCGCCAUCUGCUUUUGAGUUGGUGGCUCAGCUCGAGAUGUACCACCCAAGAACGUCUCUGCGUUUUCAGCUCGCCAGGGUCCUUGUUUUGUAUCUGGGGAAUCUCUACAGUCUCAUUAUUGCACUGCUGGACAAGGUCAACAGUAUGAGCUCUGCUAUUCCUGUCACAUCCUCAAAUUGGACAGACUCAAGCUCGUUCCUGGCUACAAUCUCGCAGCCUGAAGGCAUGUCUACCCCAGUGCCCAGGAACAUUAGCACGUUAGCCACUGUCGCUACUGUUUUGGACCCUGCCGACACCACCAGAGGCAGCAUCGCACUGGCUCUCUCCAAUCAGACCACUGUGUUUGAGAAGAACAAGCAGGAUCAGUGCUGGGAGACCUACGUGGGACAGGAGAUGCUGAAGUUGUCCAUUAUAGACAUGAUCUUCACUGUGGCCAGUAUCCUGCUCAUCGACUUCAUCAGAGGGCUGGUGGUGAGAUAUCUGAGUGACUGCUGCUGCUGGGACCUCGAGAGCAAGUUUCCUGAAUAUGGAGAAUUCAAAAUAGCUGAGAACGUCCUACAUCUCAUUUACAACCAGGGAAUGAUCUGGAUGGGGGCAUUCUUCUCCCCGUGUCUACCUGCCUUUAAUGUCUUGAAGCUGAUUGGUUUGAUGUAUCUGAGGAGCUGGGCAGUCCUCACCUGCAAUGUGCCACAUCAGCAAGUGUUCAGAGCAUCUAGAUCAAAUAACUUUUACCUGGCAAUGCUGCUGUUCAUGCUGUUCCUGUGUAUGCUGCCCACCAUCUUUGCCAUAGUCAGAUAUAGACCCUCCCAGCACUGUGGCCCAUUCAGCGGUCAAGAGAAGAUCUACGACAUCAUUUCAGAGACGGUUGAGAAAGAUUUUCCUUUGUGGUUUGGUAAAGUCAUGAACUAUGUCACCAGCCCCAUCGUAGUCCUGCCUGCUCUUCUGCUGCUAUUCAUGCUCAUAUACUACCUGCAGUCCAUCGCUCGAUCAUUGAAAUUCACCAAUAACCAACUAAGACUCCAGCUUCAGACGGAGCGAACAGAGGACAAGAAGAAAGUUUUCCAGAUGGCUGCAGCCCGACUGCAGGGCCCGGAGCCCACAGCUGAGCCAAGCACAGAACAGCAAGAGAGCGACAUCACCAGUCACGAGGCGUCCAUCCAGACCCCGUCUCCACGGCGAAACGGCAGCGUCACAAACUUCCAAUCUCCUGUUCGCCGUGGCAACAGCAUCAGGACCAUCACCCAGUCUGCCUCCAGGUCCGAGCUGAACCAUGGGGCGGCGCCAGGAACAUCCCGAAGUCCAUCAGUGUCUGUCCUGCCCAAGCACAGGCUGGAGCACAGGCCCCCACCGUCACAUAGUGGUCACAGUGGUCAUAGUGCUGCUAGCAGAUCCAAGUCCUACCACCAGGUGGUGUACAGUCCUCGUUAUUCUGACCACUUGACCUCUGAACCUGUGUACAGAAAGACCAUCCACACGCUCCAUCCUGUGGAGAGGAUCAUCACAGCUCAAAGCUUCGGAGGCCGGAGGGGUCACACUACUCGCUAUGUCAUCGUCAAUGAACAUGAGCCACGGAAACACCUUCUGCGAUCGGCAACCAGAAUUCCACGGCACUACCUAAUGGAGGAGCCCGCUGAGAUCCUAGAGCUGUACCCAAGAAACUUCAAACGCUACACAUCCCGCGCCCUGCACCAUCAGCCACACCUCCACCGAGCCCACCAAUCACAGCACAACCUGAGCGAGGAAGAGGAGGAUGAAGAGGAGCAGGGGCCUAGCACCAGGAGGAGAAUGCCUUUGGGAAAGACCCUCAGACCCAAGUCUCUGUCCGACCUGCACCAGCCUGCACACUUCUACAUUGGAGAGAGAGCUGAGAGCCAGAGCUCCAUGGCCAAGGGCCCGUAUGAGGCCCCAGAGGAGGGGGAGGGGGACUGGGGAGAGGUACAGCGUAAAGCCCCUCCUCAGGCUAAAGGCAGGGGGGCCGACCAGGUGGUGCGCACCCGGAGGUACGUCCCAUCUUCAGGGAGGCACAGUGGAUCCCCGUCCAGAGGCAGACAUGUGGAGGCUCACGUCAAACCAAAGACCAGGCCGAAAGUGGACACGGCUCUGACCGAGUCGGACUCAGCGUCCGUGGCCUCCAGCAGUGACCAGCAGAAUAGCAGUGUGGACCAGUACAUCCAAGUCAUCCACAACAAGGAGCGCUUUGUGAAAGCAGAUGCUCGCCACGGAAAACUGGCCAAGAAGAAAUCGAAGACAACCUUUGACCCCAAUGUCACUGAGGUCAAUGACCUGGUCUGCUCCAACGUCUGA
Messenger RNA from Periophthalmus magnuspinnatus, 3450 nucleotides. Its product is annotated as transmembrane channel-like protein 3. Gene Ontology annotation, cellular component: plasma membrane. The transcript has 22 exons. Gene Ontology annotation, molecular function: mechanosensitive monoatomic ion channel activity. The record is from RefSeq and is a predicted model, not a curated record. NCBI's taxonomy places the organism in Eukaryota, Metazoa, Chordata, Actinopteri, Gobiiformes, Gobiidae. Bases 1 to 3450 code for a protein of 1149 amino acids.